Molecule: messenger RNA, 619 nt
Organism: Drosophila pseudoobscura
Lineage: Eukaryota; Metazoa; Arthropoda; Insecta; Diptera; Drosophilidae
Product: putative RNA polymerase II subunit B1 CTD phosphatase RPAP2 homolog
Exons: 5
Coding region: 82-513 (143 amino acids)
Cellular component (GO): cytoplasm; nucleus
Molecular function (GO): RNA polymerase II CTD heptapeptide repeat phosphatase activity; RNA polymerase core enzyme binding
Source: RefSeq, a predicted model, not a curated record
GUUUUUGCCUAUCGCUGUCAUCAUUUUUUUGCCCGCUACUCCUCGUAAAUUUUACAAAAUAAACAAAAAAAUGCACAAAACAUGACGGAGGAGAAGAACGACCAAUUGCGGCAACAGCUCAUCGCGGCGGUAGUGAAAAAGCGCGCGGCAAUUGCGCGGGCUCAGGAAAUUGUGGUGAGGCUCCUGGAGCCCGACGUAGCAGAGCCGGAAUUCCUGGCCAUGCUCUGGGAAAUCGCACCCAACCACUAUACCGACAUUGUGGAUGAGCGCGAAAUCAGCCGAAACUGUGGGUACCCUCUGUGCUCCAAUGUCUUGCAGAAUGUACCCAACCAGAAGUACCAAAUCAGUGCAUCGCAAAACAAGGUCUACGAUAUCACAGAGCGCAAGAAAUUCUGCUCCGGCUAUUGUUUCCGCGCUUCUGAGUACAUUAAGGCCCAGGUGCCGACGUCGCCGCUGUGGCUGCGCGACAGGGAGUUGCGGCCGAGCUUUCAGCUGCUGCCGCGAGACAAAUGAAAAGUGUUUACAUUUGCUCAAUUUAUUACAUGGCGACUGCAGUAACUACAUAUUUGCUACAUAAUAGAAGGAAAAAGAAGGUGUGUACAGCAGGCAACGCGGCCCA